CUUUCACUGACUCUUCCGAGCUUCAAAGAUUUCUCAUAGCCCUUCGUAGGUCCUCAAGUUCUCCUCUCUUCUACUACCACCAUGUCAACACAAAUCCUUCCCGACCCAGAAACGAUACGAUCGUCCAGAUCAGAGCUCAUACGGACCCUGCCUGCUCAAGGUCUAGGCACUGCUCAAGCCAUCAAGCAUCUCCAACAAGUGAUUGAACCUGCGUUGAACCAGAGCUCUCAGUCACCGAACUACUAUGGCUUUGUUACCGGAGGCUCUACUCGAGCUGCGUCUCUCGCCGAUGAGCUAGUCACCCGAUACGACCAGUCAGUGGCCAUUCAUCUGCCCAACGAUACCAUAGCUACAGAUGUUGAGGAUGCUGCCCUUCGCCAAAUAUUAGACAUGGUCAAGCUGCCGCAAGAAGAAUGGCAACACCGCAUCUUCACCACCGGAGCUACUGCCAGCAACGUCCUUGGUCUUGCUUGUGGUCGCGAAUGGGUCAUCGCCGAAGCCGCCAAAAAGAAGGGCGUGACAGCCAACAUAUCCGAAGAUGGCAUCCACGAAACAUUCAACAAAGUAGACAUCGACGCGAUCCAAAUCCUCACAACCACACCUCACUCCUCUCUCGGAAAAGCAGCAUCCAUCAUCGGCCUAGGGAGAAACUCCAUCAAACCUCUCGGCCUCUACCACACACCCUGGAACUUCGACCUCCCAUGGCUCGAGAAAGAACUCUCCAAACCCCGGACAGCCUCGAUAAUCGUCAUCUCCGCCGGCGAGGUCAACACAGGCUUCUUCGCCACCACAGCCGGUGAUCUCCUCACAAUCCGCGAGCUCGCAAACAAGUACUCCGCUUGGAUCCACGUCGACGCGGCCUUUGGCCUCCAAGCCCGCCUCCUACCAACCGACAGGAACGACUACGCCGUCAUGGCUCAAGGUGUCGAACACCUCGAAUUGGCCGAUAGUAUAACAGGCGACGCCCACAAACUCCUCAACGUCCCCUACGACUGCGGCCUCUUCUUCUCCCGGCACCUCGCCCUCGGCCGAGCCGUCUUCCAAAAUUCUGGCGCAGCCUACUUUUCUUCUUCCGAUACCUCCAUCCCCUCACCCGCAAACCUCGGAAUCGAAAACUCUCGCCGUUUCCGUGCUCUGCCAGUCUACAGCACCCUCCUAGCCCACGGCAGCGCAGGCUACCUCUCCAUUCUCGAAUCACAAAUCGCUCUCGCGCGAGCAAUCGGGACAUUCAUUCAAAGUGAACCCGCAUUGGAGCUGUUGCCCAGAUUUCCGCCAAGUUUCAGACGAGUGAAAGAACAGUGGCUGAAUCGGAUAUACGUCGUGGUGUUGUUCCGCGCCUUGAAUGAUGAAGUGAACGAGACAUUGGUCGAAAAAAUCAACGCGACGCGAAAAAUUUAUGUGAGCGGUACAGUGUGGGAUGGCCGACCAGCUGCAAGGUUCGCGGUGGCGAAUUGGCAGGUCGAUGUAGAGAGGGACAUGAAAUUGAUCAAGGAAGUGCUGUGGUCGGUUCUAGAUUAAACAAUUGAGAAAUAGACAGUAGGGAACACCAGCUUAGGUGGAAUUUAUUGGACCUCAGAUCACGCACAUAGUGCAAUAUUGUAUGCCACGUUGACUUCGUGUGUAUGUUCUGAGAUUUUAUCUUUCUUCUUGUAUAGGUUGUGAGCCUCGCCUGCCUCCGUCCGCAUCAUCGUCUCCGGGUAUCAUUAUCAUGCCUCAGGUUGCCAUAGAAUGCAUGUCCGCCUAGAGCAAUAUGAGCCGCUGCUGCAGCUCUACCGCCGACCCUAUUGCCACGCCACGCCACGCCACGCCACGCCACGCCACGCCACGCCACAAGGCCGUUAUGUGCCGUACAUUCCCAAAUGUAUUCCAGGUUUUUCCAAAAGAGAGCAUC
This is a messenger RNA of Cercospora beticola, 1891 nucleotides long. RefSeq names its product pyridoxal phosphate-dependent decarboxylase family protein. The record is from RefSeq and is a predicted model, not a curated record. Gene Ontology annotation, cellular component: cytoplasm. Lineage: Eukaryota; Fungi; Ascomycota; Dothideomycetes; Mycosphaerellales; Mycosphaerellaceae. Gene Ontology annotation, biological process: carboxylic acid metabolic process. Gene Ontology annotation, molecular function: carboxy-lyase activity; pyridoxal phosphate binding.